Messenger RNA from Fusarium redolens, 3411 nucleotides. Its product is annotated as ankyrin repeat protein. The transcript has 7 exons. Bases 1 to 3411 code for a protein of 1136 amino acids. Lineage: Eukaryota; Fungi; Ascomycota; Sordariomycetes; Hypocreales; Nectriaceae. Gene Ontology annotation, molecular function: transcription cis-regulatory region binding; protein binding. Gene Ontology annotation, biological process: positive regulation of transcription by RNA polymerase II. Gene Ontology annotation, cellular component: nucleus. The record is from RefSeq and is a predicted model, not a curated record.
AUGGAAGUUGUAAGAGCUCCGAUUCCGAGCGGCGCACCUGCCGGUCCUCGAAAAUCACUGGAAGAUGCAAUUGAGGACUUCCAGGCCAUAUUGACAGAUGAUCAGCGGCGAAAACUCGGUAGUAUCGGUGCCAUCCAAGAUCCAGACACUGUCAUGAUAUUUACCGCUCAGCUGGAUCGUGAUAACCAGUUGAAGAAAGGUCGCGGCAUUGCCUCCCGGCUCUCUUCCGUUCUUCAAUCUGUCCAGACGUUCUCCACUGUGGUUGACACCUUCGUUGCGUCCCAUCCGGAAAUUGCCGCCUUAGUCUGGGGAAGCAUCAAGCUUGCCAUGCUUAUAGCGGUGAACUACACGUCGUACUUUGAGGCACUCUCUGUUUUGUUUAUGGAAUUGAGCAAACAAUGCCCGCGCUUUGCUGAAUACCAAGCCCUCUACACGACGUCCACGCGACUCCAGAAGGCACUUUGCGAUUUCCACGCCUCAAUCAUUCGCUGCUGCAAGCAUGUGGUGGAAGCCGUUCAAAGACCUUGGCAGAAACAGCUGAGGAUCGCCUUCUUCCAGUCCUUCGAGCAAGAGUUCGAACCAGACGCGAAUGACAUCCAGAGACUGGGAAAGGAGGUGGAGGACGAGAUAAAACUGGCAAAAGCACAGACCGAUCGCCAGGACCAGAUGCUUCAGGAGAAAGAAAGAGUGGAUGCGUUAAAGCAGAGAUCGAGGCUAAGGAAAUUCAUUCCGAAGGUCGAGAGACAAUUGGACUCAAUAAAGGAGUUGCAGAUACAACGAUCCACACGCCGAUCUAUGAAAGAGAGACAGCGACUUCUCAAGUCUCUCUCCUCACAUGAUUACGUGACUCCGUUCCAGGAAGCUCGAAAAAAGCACCAAUAUAGUACAGCGGAAUGGAUAUUUACUACUCCCGAAUUUACUCGAUGGUAUGACGGAACGGGACCGGUCCUGCUCUGGUGUUCUGGGAAGAUCGGGUCAGGAAAGACGAUUUUAUGCGCCAAUGUCAUCAACCAUGUCCUCAUAAAAAAGAGCCGCGAUGACCGCGCCGCGUUCUUCUUUUUGCAGUAUGAUAACUCGGACUCCCUGACGGCGGAAACGAUAAUUCGAUCGAUCAUCCGACAAUCCAUGGACGCCAUCACGGUGCCGGAGCACGUCGAAUAUCAAUUGCAGGAACUAGACCGGAAGCAUUUUGUUCAGCUUCAAGACUGGGCAUUCCUUCUCCGGCAAAGAAUCGAGCAUUCAGGCAUAUUUUUCGUCUUCAUUGACGGCCUUGACGAAUGUAGUACCGCUGAGCGACGGGCCCUCCUUGACGUGUUAUCAUCGCUUGCUACUACUACCUUAGGCUUGAGGAUAUUCAUUGCAAGUCGUGAUAGCGUCUAUGUAGACCUGAAGGGCAGGUUCUCGCACAUGGAGCACGUGUCAAUGGCACCUGUUAAUCUCUCUUCGGACAUCCGUAUCUAUGUUGAGGCGACUGUCCAAGAGCGGAUGCGAGAUGAAGACCUAGUGUGCGAAGAUCCCCAUCUCCUGAACGAAAUCAGAGAUACCCUAACUCGUCACGCUGACGGGAUGUUUCUCUGGGUUACAUUUCUAAUAAACGAGGUAUGCAUCGCAAGCUGCGACCACGACAUCAGACAGUCUCUACGCAGUCUUCCUAAAGAUUUAGAAGAGACUUUUUCCCGGGCACUGUCACGUAUCCUAUCUCGGCAAAAGAAGCCCGAAUUGGUCCAGAAAGUAUUUCGGUGGGUGGCGGUAGCAAAACGGCCCCUGACACUCGAUGAGAUUCGUGAAGCCAUCUCCAUCUCCGUUGGACAGCCGUACUUGAACACUGAGCGGCGAGUUCGCGAAAUGAGCCCUAUCAUCUUGUGGUGCGAAAAUCUCCUUCAGGUUACCGAAGAGAAGCCUCAAUCGCUUCAGUUCGCUCACAGCUCCAUCCGUGACUUUAUAACCAGGGGAGACUUGCCGAUUCAGCUUUCCGAUUUUCACGUUGACUUGGAGGCGGCAGAUCAUUUCGCUGGUGAGAUAUGUGUUACAUACCUUCACCUCAAUAACUUCAAGACGACUUUGGCCCGACGAUCACAGUCACUCCGAGUAAACCCUGUGGCUAUGGCUGGUACUGCUCUUGGCCGAGGGACAAAGGCCACUGAGCUAACGACGCGCUUUGCAGAUAUUCUUGGGUAUCCAAAGGGCAAAGGAAAUCCGGAUCUUGCUGGAACCCUUGUCGGUUACGACAGAGCUGAUGGUUUGGAAAAACUUCAACAGAACUAUCCAUUCCUCAAGUACGCUUCGAAGCAUUGGGUUUCCCACACUGCCAACUUUCAAAAGGCAAGGUCCAGUUCUUGGAACUUGUGGUAUCACAUUAUCACGAAUGGUCACGUUCUAGCGCACGUACCCUGGCAAGAAUCAAUACUUCACCGAAACGAAGAAACAAUUCUCAUCUGGAGUCACCAAAGGCAUCAUUAUGCUAUCUUGCGCUAUGCUAAUAGUUUUCCGGGAUUACCUGAGCUUAAGAGGAUUGAGCUAAUGAGGACGUCAGCAUCUGAAGGUGAUGACGAAGCCAUUGCAAUUUUCCUAGAUGCUGAGUGUACAAUGCUCUGCAUCGACAAGACGCUCCACGCGGCCUCAGGAAGUGGCCAUAUCCAGGUUGUUGAGCGACUUCUCGAGGCUGGAGCCCAUGUCAAUACUGCUACUGCUACUGCUGGAGGACGAACAGCGCUUCAGGCGGCAUCAGAAGGUGGCCAUAUCCAGGUUGUUGAGCGACUUCUCUACGCAGGAGCUGAUGUUAAAGCUGCCCCUGCUGCUUUUACUGAAGGACGAACAGCGCUUCAGGCGGCAUCAGCAGGUGGCCAUAUCCAGGUUGUUGAGCGACUUCUCCACGCUGGAGCUAAAGUCAAUGCUGCUGCUGCUGAUAACGGUGGACGAACAGCGCUUCAGGUGGCAUCAGAAGGUGGCCAUAUCCAGGUUGUCGAGCGACUUCUUGACGCCGGAGCCGAUUUUAAUGCUGCUGCUAAUAAACAUAGAGGACGAACAGCGCUUCAGGCGGCAUCAGCAGGCGGCCAUAUUCAGGUUAUCGAGCGACUUCUCCACGCUGGAGUUGAUGUCAAUGCUGCUACUACUACUGCUGGAGGACGAACAGCGCUUGAGGCGGCGUCAGAAGGUGGCCAUAUCCAGGUUGUUGAGCGACUUCUCGACGUCGGAGCUGAUGUCAAUGCUGCUACUACUACUGCUGGAGGACGAACAGCGCUUGAGGCGGCAUCAGCAGGUGGCCAUAUCCAGGUUAUCGAGCGACUACUCGAGGCUGGAGCUAAAGCCAAUGCUGCUGCUACUUAUGGGGGACGAACAGCGCUCCAGGCGGCAUCAGAAGGUGGCCAUAUCCAGGUUGCGAAGCGACUUCUUAAAGCCGGAGCGAAGUAA